AUGGCUGUGGCUCCUUUCCUGGUGAUUUUAGUCCAAGUGGUAUUGUUACCAUCUGUUUGUGGAGGAGCAUAUUACGGGCACAAACCACGUCAUCAACAGCAUCAGCCUGUACCUCAUAUACCUCACAAAGGUAUUGGAAAAGAGAUGUCUCAUAUGCAUUAUCCAUAUUACCGGAAAGAAGUGCCACAAUUACCUAUGCAUAUGAACAAAGGCAAGGACAAAAAAGGUGAGACCAUCCCGAGAGGUAUGCAGGGUAUUCCAGGAGAAGCUGGACCACAAGGACCUCCAGGACGACAAGGACCACCAGGGGCUCCUGGGCCUCAGGGAAAUGGUAGGCCAGGCCCUCCAGGAAAUCCAGGUCUUCCUGGCCCCCCAGGGUUGCCUGGUGUUGGUAAACCAGGAAUGCCAGGCAUGCCAGGGAAGCCUGGUGAUAAGGGACCACCAGGAGAACAAGGUGAACAGGGACCUGGUGGAGCAGAGGGGCUACCAGGAAUGACAGGACCACCUGGUCCCCCAGGACCCCCAGGAUUGCCAGGAAUUGGGAAGCCAGGUGGCCAAGGACUACCAGGACUGCCAGGACCCAAAGGAGAACCAGGACACAAAGGUCUGCCUGGUCUUCCAGGGUUGCCUGGGCCUAAAGGGGAUAAGGGAAUUGGACAGCCUGGGCCACAAGGCCCAAAAGGCCCACCUGGGGCCCCAGGACUACCUGGGCAUAAAGGACUGCCAGGGGUGGGUAAGCUUGGACCACCUGGUUUGCCAGGAGCACCAGGUAAACAAGGACAACCUGGACCACCUGGACCACUUGGCCCAGAUGGUCCACAAGGCUUGGAGGGCAAACAAGGACCACAAGGACUGCCUGGCAUUGGGAAACCAGGUGAACGUGGACUGCCAGGACAGCCAGGUGUCACAGGUCAGAAAGGACUACCAGGGCCACCAGGUUUGCCAGGGAAGCCUGGAUUACCUGGAUUUGGAAAACCAGGAUACUCUGGCCCAAAGGGUGACAAAGGAAUUGGUGGCCCACCUGGUCCUCCAGGACCAAAAGGUGACAAAGGAUAUGGUGGUGCACCUGGUAUGGUUGGACCCUCAGGGCCCAGUGGUCCUCCUGGGCCUCCAGGACCAGUAGGACUGCCUGGUGAUAUUGGUGCACCAGGACCAAAAGGACAGGGAGGUGAAGGUGGAGCAAAGGGAGAGCCAGGGCUUGUAGGAGAGCCAGGACCUCCAGGACCUAAAGGCCAACCAGGUCAAACAGGAGAGGAUGGUGAGCCUGGUCCACGGGGACCACCAGGACCUAUCGGUCCCAAAGGAAAUGAAGGAGAGAAGGGUAAACCUGGGUCCCCUGGCCCUUCUGGCAUACCUGGCCUUAAAGGAGAAGGGGGUGCACCUGGUCCCGAAGGGCCUCAGGGUCCUAAAGGCAUCCCAGGGCUUACAGGACCAGGGGGACCAAUUGGACCACCUGGACCCCCUGGGCCUAAAGGAGAAGCUGGGCCUCCUGGCCAAGCUGGUCUUCCAGGUAAGGGAAGCCCUGGUACAACAGGCCCUCUUGGUCCUCCUGGUCCUCCUGGGCCUCCUGGACCAAGUGGUUCACCAGGCCGGCCAGGUAAACCAGGUCCUCCUGGACCCCCUGGACCACUUGCCUUAAACCCUGACCUCAUGGGUGUUCUGCCUGAGAUGGGACCAGCCCUGGAUGGAGUGAAGGCUAGUGGGUAUAUGAAAGGAAAAUUUGGAGGUAAAGCUAAUAUAAUGGGUUCUAGUGGUCUAGAGAUGCCUGCUUUUACUGCACAAAUGACAACACCAUACCCUCCAGUUGGUACACCAGUGAUAUUCGACAAGCUAUUGUAUAAUGGCCGACAGAACUACAACCCAAAGACAGGUGUGUUCACCUGUGACCUUCCUGGUAUCUACUACUUCUCAUACCAUGUGCAUUGCAAAGGUUCCAAUGUGUGGGUGGGUCUGUACCGAAAUGGAGAACCUAUUAUGUAUACAUAUGAUGAGUACAAGAAGGGUGUUUUGGACCAGGCUUCUGGCAGCGCUGUGGUUCCAUUACAGCCGGGAGACACAGUUCACAUGCAGUUACCCUCUGACCAGGCAUCUGGACUCUAUGCAGGGCAAUAUGUCCACUCUUCUUUCUCUGGUUUCCUACUCUACCCCAUGUAG
Molecule: messenger RNA, 2154 nt
Organism: Neoarius graeffei (lesser salmon catfish)
Lineage: Eukaryota; Metazoa; Chordata; Actinopteri; Siluriformes; Ariidae
Gene: col8a1a
Product: collagen, type VIII, alpha 1a
Exons: 2
Coding region: 1-2154 (717 amino acids)
Molecular function (GO): protein binding
Source: RefSeq, a predicted model, not a curated record